Molecule: messenger RNA, 884 nt
Organism: Ciona intestinalis (vase tunicate)
Lineage: Eukaryota; Metazoa; Chordata; Ascidiacea; Phlebobranchia; Cionidae
Source: RefSeq, a predicted model, not a curated record
UAUAAUCCCAUCUUACGUUUCUGCAGAUUUAAGUCGUAUUUCGAAUUAAAAAGGUUAAAAUGCUUGUGUUAUCUUGUCUAUAACUGAAGAUACGUUUCUAGCAGAGCUGCAAAUACACUAAUAUGAUACGACCGUUGUCCUUACUUUGCAGAAGAACUUUUUCUACAAGUCGAGUUUCAGCGAAAAAGAAAUUAGUUGGUGCGGAAACUAGUAAAGGAAGUAAAGCCAAAGUAUUAGUUGAGAUUCCAAAACCCAUUCGUGACACAAAACUUCUACAAACCAGAUGUUGUGGAUUGAACAAAUAUAUUGAAGGGGAAGACCCUGUUCUGAAACCAGAUCAUGAAUACCCUGAGUGGUUGUGGACAAUCCACACAGGAAAACCGAAAACCUUUGCUGACAUGGACCCCGACACCAAGGAAUACUGGUAUGCGUUAAAACUUGCCAACCGUAAACAAAGGAACAAAGCUAAAAAGGGCGUACGUUUCUACACCCCACCGAGAACUCAUGAGCUAAAAUUUCAAAGUAGACUACCACUACGACAAUCACAAUAAUUACUAAUAAAUAUAUUUCAAUUUAUUUACAAAAAAAGCAAUCACAAGUGCAUAAAUAUCGAAAAUAUUAAGCAAAACAAGGCAACGGGUAAAGUGGCUCUAACUAAAUACGCUGAGCUUGUCUGGCAGCAAAACGCUCUCUGUUGAACCUGUGACGCAAUAUCUUGGGUCACCAAUCUCCCAUACCAGCAUCUGUAGCCUGGAAACUGGACAAUUCCAGGAUCACAACGAUGAACCAUCUUUAUAAGUUUCGUGCCGUCUCCAAACCAACCCCAGUCGUAACCUUUAUACGUGCUCUGGAAUAAAGUGGAAAAUAUCGGUUUCACAAUUGAA